AUGAUCAAAGGUAAAGAUGUAUACAAUAUUCUUGAGAGUAUUAUGCCCCUAUAUGUAGCCAUGAUAUUAGGCUAUGGGUCAAUUAAAUGGUGGAAAAUCUUUACACCAGAUCAAUGUGCUGGUAUAAACCGUUUUGUGGCAAUGUUUGCAGUUCCUACACUUUCUUUUAUUUACAUAUACCCAAUUAACCCUUAUCAUAUGAAUUGGAGGUUAAUACUAGCUGACACACUUCAAAAAGUUGUGACAUUGGCUUGUCUAGCUCUAUGGAACAUUUUCACAAAACGUGGUGGUUUAGAUUGGAGUAUAACUCUUUUCUCACUUACCAAUUUACCAAACACACUUGUUGUUGGGAUCCCUCUUUUGAAUGCAAUGUAUGGAGAAUUUACAAAACCACUUUUGACCCAAAUUUUGGUUUUGCAAGGUGUUGUAUGGUAUACUAUUUUGUUGUUGAUGUAUGAAUAUAGAGCUGCUAAGCUUUUUAUUUCUCAACAAUUUGUUGACACUAAUGAAGGGUCCCACAAGAUUGAAAUUGAAUCAUCACUUGAUGAUGUAGAAUUGAGAGAAAUUGGUAAUAACCUAAGUGUCAAGUCUCAUUCAACACCUAGAGUGCCAAAUCUUACUAGGGUUGAGGUACAUUCAAGCUACACAAAUAGUCCCCAAAGUAAUGGUUUUGAAGACAAUAUAUUCAACAUUCAUUGGACAAGAUUUAAGAAGAGUAGGAGUUUGACCAAUGUGAGUGCAUUUAUGAAGAGCAAGAGUUGCACUACUAUGGGUGCUAGGGUUUCUCCUUACCCAAUUCUAAAAUCAACUUUUUCAGAAAAAAUCAUUGAUGACCAAAGAAAGUUCAAUUUCAGUGAUGGCUUAGACAUGCCACAAGAAAUUGAAGCUUCAAAAGGUGUUCAUGAAUUGAUUGGCAGAAGUACUUCUAGUGGUAAAGUAAGUGGAGACAAUGAUCAUGAGAGUGAGGAGAGGAAGAAGGAGCUGGUGGAGAUUAAAGAAAAUGUUACCAAUGAACAUCAAAUGCAACCUGGUCAUGGCACGAUGACAAAGCUCAUUCUUUUUAGGGUUUGGAAGAAGCUAUCAGUAAAUCCUAAUCUCUAUGCUUCAGUUCUUGGCAUUGUAUGGGCUCUCAUAUCAGCUAGGUGGAAUAUCAAAAUGCCUUCAAUCAUACAUGACUCGAUUACAAUAAUAUCUCAUACUGGACUAGGAAUGUCCAUGUUUAGUCUAGGAAUAUUCAUGGCAUUACAACCUAAGAUCAUUGCUUGUGGAAAAACUCAAGCAACAAUUUCUAUGGUACUUAAGUUCUUGGUUGGUCCUGCAUCAUUUGGUGCAACCUCUGCUGCCGUUGGUAUUCGUGGAGUUGUUUUUAAAGUAGGAAUUAUUCAGGCUGCUCUUCCACAAGGUAUCGUUCCAUUUGUAUUCGCCAAAGAGUACAAUCUCCAUGCCGAAAUAUUUAACACAGCGGUUUCUCUUGGAUUGGCAAUUGCGUUUCCUGUAGCAAUACUAUACUAUGUUCUACUUGAGCUUAACAAAUCUUUUUAA
Molecule: messenger RNA, 1542 nt
Organism: Medicago truncatula (barrel medic)
Lineage: Eukaryota; Viridiplantae; Streptophyta; Magnoliopsida; Fabales; Fabaceae
Product: auxin efflux carrier component 2
Exons: 6
Coding region: 1-1542 (513 amino acids)
Biological process (GO): auxin export across the plasma membrane; auxin polar transport
Cellular component (GO): plasma membrane; endoplasmic reticulum
Molecular function (GO): auxin efflux transmembrane transporter activity
Source: RefSeq, a predicted model, not a curated record